GUUUGCAGAACGACCACAAGGCCCUGAUGAAGCAGGUGGAGGAAGCUCUUCACCAGCUGCACGCCCGGGAGAAGGAGAAGCACGCCAAGGAUGAGGCGGAGGCGUUGGCUGAGGCAAUGGGCCAGAGCCUGCCGCAGGCUUUUGCCAAGGUGAACGCGGUGACUCCAGGAUCUCCUGCGAGUAUCUCGGGGCUUCAGGUCGAUGAUGAGAUCGUGGAGUUUGGUUCUGUUAACGCAAACAACUUCCAGAACCUGCAGAACAUCGCCACAGUGGUGCAGCACAGUGAAGGGAGACCCCUGAGUGUGACUGUGAUCCGCAGCGGGAAACAAGUGCACGUGGGGCUGACUCCGAAGCGCUGGGCCGGGAAGGGCCUCCUGGGCUGCAACAUCCUUCCCUUGCAAAGAUGA
Messenger RNA from Opisthocomus hoazin, 407 nucleotides. The record is from RefSeq and is a predicted model, not a curated record. NCBI's taxonomy places the organism in Eukaryota, Metazoa, Chordata, Aves, Opisthocomiformes, Opisthocomidae.